Recurvomyces mirabilis is the source of this 1065-nucleotide messenger RNA. RefSeq lists its product as uncharacterized. NCBI's taxonomy places the organism in Eukaryota, Fungi, Ascomycota, Dothideomycetes, Mycosphaerellales, Teratosphaeriaceae. The record is from RefSeq and is a predicted model, not a curated record. Gene Ontology annotation, biological process: carbohydrate metabolic process. Gene Ontology annotation, cellular component: extracellular region. The coding region runs from base 1 to 1065 and encodes 354 amino acids. The transcript is spliced from 3 exons. Gene Ontology annotation, molecular function: cellulose binding.
AUGCCCGGCUCCCUUGCUGCUGCGGCCUUGGCUGCAGCCAUCGCCACUCUGCCAUUGGUCUCCGCUCACGGCUACGUCGCCAGCGCCACCAUCAGCGGCACUGCCUACUUCGUCGGCAAUCCCAAUUGGGCCUACCAAACGCCAACCCCGAAGCAGCCAGGCUGGUACGCCAACAAUCUCGACAAUGGUUUCGUCUCGCCCGCUUCGUACGGUACGGCGGACAUCAUCUGCCACAAGGCGGCCACACCAGGCAGCACCGCCCUCACCAUCGCUGCAGGAAGCACUAUGCAGAUCCAGUGGAACACAUGGCCCGAUAGCCACAAGGGCCCCGUGUCCAACAUGCUGGCUGCCGUCAGUGGGGACUUCUCGUCCAUCAGCAAAGGCAGCUUGAAGUGGUUCGAGGCCGAGGUUGGCGCUUUGCAGGAUGACAGCAGCCCUCCAGGCCAAUGGAGCACCGACAAGCUCAUUGCCAACAACUUUACGGCUCCCUUCACAGUCCCUGCUGGCCUCGCUGCUGGCAACUAUGUGCUCCGUCAUGAGAUUAUUGGUCUUCACGCUGCUGGCUCCUCCAACGGCGCUCAGAGCUACCCAAUGUGCAUCAACUUGGUCGUCACCGGUUCCGGCACGACCAACCCCUGCGCUGCCAGCGGCGCUGACUGCCGCAUCGGUACAUCCCUCUACACCGAGACUGAUCCCGGUAUCCUGAUCGACAUUUACUCGCCAAUCUCCGCCUACAAGAUCCCCGGCCCUGCUCUUAUCAGUGGCGGCAAGUUCGACGGCAACAUCGGUGGCCCACCGGGCGGCAGCGGUAGCGCGCCCGCCUCCAGCGCCCAAGCCUCCAGCGCCACAUCGAAAGCGGCAACGACUCUCGUCACCUCUACCAAGGCAACAUCUGUCGCGCCCACGACCAAGGCACCUACCUCCGUCCCCGCUACCUCAACUAAGGCGGCCGCACCAACAUCCUCCGCCUCGACCGGUACUUGUGCGGCCAAGUACGCCCAGUGCGGUGGACAGGGCUGGACCGGUGCUACAUGCUGCGUGUCAGGUAGUAAGUCAUUCGCCUAA